GGGAGCGGCCUUGGAGAGGCGCUGCGUCCCCGGCUUCGAGGCCUAGCAAGCCCGCGAGCCUGUGGAUCCCUACGCGACUCGCGCCUGACCGAGAGCAGCGCGGGCCCGGAGACGAAAGGGUCGGAGGCGGCCGCCGCGGCCGUGAGGGGAAACACUCUUGGGCAACAGAUACAUCUGUGGAAAACAUGGCUAAUGAACCUUCAUGAGCAAAAGGAGCGAACUCCAGACUGGAUGAUACACACAGGAGUUUCAAACAGAAGUGGGGCCUGAUGUAGCUUCCUGGUGUUAACUUUGUUUUGGCAAUUUAUCCAAAACUGAUGAAAUGUGGAAAUAGAGGACCAGCUAAUUUUAUCUUUAUCAAAUUUAAAGGUUCAUUGUUUCUGAACUGAAUAUGUUCUGCAUACAAAUGACGCUGCCUUGCUCAUGACAUAAUCAGUGUUAUGUAGACGAAAUAAAAUUCGAGGGAAAAUAUAUUUUGGAGAAAAAAAUGCCAAAGAAAAAGAAAAAUCUUGGUGUGAGCCCAUCAAGAAAGAGCAUAAACUCAGAAGCGACGCCUGCUGCAUCUGCCGACUUGGUCCCGCCUUCAGUAGAUCUAACAAUGUUACAAACACCGCAUGGGAUUGAUAAAGAAGAACUCUUCAGCAGUCUUUCAGAAAUGUUUUCUGACUUAGAUCCUACUGUCAUUUACAUGGUGCUAUCUGAAUGUGAUUUCAGAGUUGAAGACACUAUGGAUUAUCUGCUAGAAUUGUCUACAGCUGCUAAGGGAAUAACAUCUUCACCACAUGUCUCAGGUUUUGAUUCCAUAUCUGCAUCAUUGGUUGGUGAAAAUCAACCAAGCUGUGUUACUAAUGAAAUAGAGGGCCAAAGUUCUGCUGCAAUAAAAAAUGUGAAAUCUAGUGAAGAAUCAGAAAAGUCUUCAUCAUCUGAAGAACUGGUUUUCUUGCAGUGCCAUCCUUUUGAGAAAUAUAAUCUAAAUAGUGAAAUGAAGGAUUCAAAAAAUGACCAUAUCUCAGGCAAUCUGUCUUUGGCUUUGGACCACGGUAGCUCUGAUCAAGUUAAAGAGUUAUCUGGGUGUGCAGAGUCCUGUUUGGGUUACAAUACUGUGCUUUCUUUGCAGAAAAAGGAAACAGACAGUGAAAAAUUAGAAACCUCCACUCCUUUAAAUCCAGAUUGUGACAAACACUCUGAAGUAGUUUGUGGAAAAUCAGGCAUUCAGACAAAUGAUGUGGAUAUUUUUGCACAAAUCCCAGAGAACUGUAAUUUACCUGAAGUUGUACUUGACAGCGGUGCAGUUCCAGAAGUUGUUUUGGACCUUACAACCCUAAAUGAUGUGUCUGCUCAACACUGCCAGGGGAUUGCUGAAUUUCAAAACAGUGUGUUUGACAAUUCUAGUUCUUGUUCACACAAGACUGAAAAACAGGGAAACACAGUGACUGUGUGUAAUAAUUAUUAUAAUAAUACUUCUGUUCCUGACCUAUGUGCAGAAUCCACUUUCAAACAGACACCUUUUACAAAUGUUGACCAGUCUCAGCAGAUGUGGAAUUCACAAUUUUCUGUGCUUCAGAAACAGUCUCAGGAGUGUACCUGGAACCUAAUGGCUCCUGUCUUUUAUCCUCAAAAUGCAAGCCAUAGCUUCGUAACUCCAGUUGCUGUCAGCCCUGGGAAGUGGAGGCCUGCUUCAAACUCUAGGAGUCUUGGGAAAAUAUAUUCUUCUCAAACAACUUCACAGUCUUGGGACAGCAAAGCCUCUCUGCCGAAAAUGGACAUUUCUCAAGUACACCAGCCUCCUGUUUGUCACAUGAUGAGAAGAAAGAUUCCUCUCGCAGGUCAUGUGCUUGUUCUUCUUAGAGGGGUUCCUGGAUCAGGCAAAUCACAUUUGGCAAGGGCUUUGCUUGAGGAUAACCCUGGUGGUGUCAUUCUUAGUACAGAUGAUUAUUUUUACCAAAAAAAUGGACAGUACCAAUUUAAUGCUGAUUGCUUAGCAGACGCGCAUGAGUGGAACCGGAAACGUGCCAAAGAAGCAUUUGAAAAAAGCAUCACUCCAAUAAUCAUAGACAACACAAACACACAGGCUUGGGAAAUGAAACCUUAUGUUGCAUUGUCCCAGGAACACAAAUAUAAGGUUAUAUUUCGUGAACCGGAUACCUGGUGGAAGUUUAAACCCAAAGAACUGGAAAGGCGAAAUAUUCAUGGCGUAUCAAAAGAGACGAUCAAAAGAAUGUUGGAACGAUAUGAACGUUGCCUGACUGUUAAUUCAAUUUUGAAUUCUUCAAUCCCAGAUGAAUUGAAAAGUGCUACCUGUGAUGAAGUUCUUCACCACAAAAAGGGAGAAGGGAAGGAAGAUAUGCCUCAUUUUGGGAAAAACAAGGAACAUUUUCCUUCACCUUUAAAAUGCAUAGAAUUAAGUAUGGAAGAUAAGCAUCAGUCACAGAAAGUUACAGUGGAAAAUCAGACUCUCCUGAAUAAAAAGAGAGAACUGGAGCAUUGGGUUCAAGACUGUACUUCUAAAUGUAAUGCCUCUCUGGAAGACAUAGAUCUCAACGCAUCAUCAAGGACAGACAAAAUUGAUUCUACCCUUGAAAUGGAAAUAAUUAAGAUGGACUUGGUAAAGCCUGAGGAAAGUGAAUUCUCAAAUUUCAGUGAAAAUAUUCAGAAGCACAAUAACAAGGACAUAAUAGAUGAAGUUGAAGCAAAUCAAUGUGCUGAAGUACUAACAGAAGCAGAGUUAAGACUGGCAAAAAACAUGAAUAAGGCAGAUUCAGGUUGUGAUAAACCGGUAGGGCCAGAGACAGUAAAUUUUGUGGGAGACUGGCCAAUAGAACAAACUAUGGGGCAGAGAGUGAAAAGAGCUAGAAGGUCGGAAAAACUGACUAUAAAGAAUGGCAAAGAGGAUAAAGGUCUAAGCAUCCCCAAUUUUAAUGCAUUAGCAAUUCUAGAUGAAGAUGAAAAGGUAAAUCCAGUUAAUAUUCAUGAAGAGCUGCCACUUUCUCAGAGUAAACAGGAAGAAAUUAAACAGCUCUCUGCCUGUAUGUCUGUUGAUGAUACGGAAGAAGAUGCAUCGCAACUGCUGAUUGUAGGAGACUGGCCUGUCCAAAGCUCUUUAGAGCAAAGACAGCACAAAAUGAAAAGAAUACCAAAGAGAAACACUGAUGAACCAGAAGAGAUUAGAAGUAGUCAAUGCAAUAUUAACGAAAGUACUCUGAACACAGUAACGGUACUUCCUACAACAUCUGCAGGUGCUGGAGAGCUACUUGUCUCAUCAAAGAAGGAAAGUCUUCUGGCACCUGAAAUUUCUGGUUCUGAAACUCUUAGUGAGAAAAAGUCUGUGCAGAACAAAAGGGCACGCAAGCAUCAUAAAUUAGCUCUAACAUUUACCAACAAUUUGGCCAUCAGUAAACCAGAGGAAGAAUUGUGUCUGUCUAAUUUGCUGGAAGAGAAAACUGAUGAAUGCAUCAUGACAGAGGCCAAUAAGUAUUCGCAGACGGAGCCCCAGGAUUUUGCUCUCCUGUGGAGGCUUGAAAGGAAAAUUAUUGUUUCGGAAGAUACCAAAGUAUUAAAUGGCAGACUGGAUGGAUUCAUACCAAAAGGCAUUCAUACUGCUUCAGAAAAAAUACCCUAUAAAGUAACCUAUGAGAAAAGCACAUAUGUGGAAGAAAGUGAACUUGUUAACAUUGAUGUAUCUGAGAAUCUGAAUAUUUUGUGUAAACUCUUUGAGUCUGUUUCAUUUGAUGCACUGAAGGACUUGUAUGAAAGAUGUAAUAGGGACAUUGAUUGGGCUACAGGGAUCUUGUUAGAUUCUGCUGAGAAGUUGUGCAGAGAUGAUGAGGUUGGACCCUUGCAGGAAGCACAGAUUCAACCUCCUGGCAAGUCUCUUGACUCUAAUGAAAAUGCUGGUUAUAGAGAACGACUUGCAGAUUCUGAGGAAACCACUCAAGGAACUGUGUCUUCUAGAAUUAGUCAGGAUUCAGAAAUAACAAAUCUCUCUGUUGAUGAUGGAGGUGAUGAAUCUUCCAUUGUUAAAGAUGAACACAACUUUUCAACUGCUUCCCCAUCAGAAAACAAACAGUUAAUGCCAUUUGCUCCAAGAACUCAUGUCGAAGAAUCAGGAAAUGAGAAACCACUUUUAGAUACCACACAUACAGAAGAGAUGAACUCUGUUAUGCUAUCAGAAAAUGAGCAGCCGAACAAGGUGUUGCAUACUGAAGUGGACUUAAGUGUUCCUGUGACUAUAGCUGAUGAUUUUAAUGGAGGCCCUAACACUUUGAAACCCACUUUUGAUGUGGAAAUAGACAACAGAUCUUCAGAGAAACAUUCAGAGUGUUCAAUUAUAGAAGAGCUCCCAUCUCAUCUAAUACUUACAGAGGGCUCUGCAAGCAAGGAGAGCAAAUUUGAGGUGGAUAAAAAAAUGAAUUGUAAACCAAUGUUUCUAAUUGCAGCAAAAAAUGAAGAAAACAAAAUACCCAAUCAAGAUAAAAGCAAGUUAGUGAACCCCACACCUGUAUCAAAAUCUGUGAAUAUAAAUUCCCUAGAAUUGGUCUUACCUCCUGAACUAGCCAUUCAAUUAAGUGAAAUAUUUGGACCUGUUGGUGUUGAUUCAGGAUCUCUAACUACUGAAGAUUAUGUGGUUCAUAUUGAUCUGAAUUUAGCCAAAGAAAUACAUGAAAAAUGGAAAGCAUCUAUUACAAAGCGACAGAGGAGAGAAGAGGAGUUACAUAAGCUUCUUGAAGAAGAUCCCAUGCUGUUUGAGCAAUUCUGUCUAGAUGAGCUGGACAGCCUUCUUUCUCCGCAUACAAACUGUCAAGUACAGAAGACCGAAAGACUGCCUACAGAUACGCUACCUGACAACUCAGCUGCUUCAGAGUUUUUCCCUUUAAUGGAUCACUGGAAUGUCCAGACGCAGAAAGUAUCACUCCGGGAGAUAAUGUCCGAAGAAAUCGCCUUACAAGAAAAAGAGGACCUGAAACGCUCUCCUUUCAUGGCUAGAAAAGACUGCGCUGCCAAACUGAAAGAGAAGCAACUCCUGGAGUUAUUCCCAGCUAUUAACCCAAACGUCUUAAUGGAAAUCUUCAAGGACCACAAUUAUUCCUUGGAGCAAACCGUCCAGUUUUUGAACAGCGUUCUAGAGUCAGAUCCAGUAAAGACAGUUGUAGCCAGAGAAACUGCCCAGGGUGCCAUACUCUCUUCUUGUAGUGCUUUAAAGACACGAGAGAGAAAGGCCAAAAAGUGCAAGGAACCAGAAGACAUUCUUGGUGCAAAGGCGUUUCAAGACUUUGAAUAUCCAGGAUAUGAUGAUUUCAGGGCUGAAGCUUUUCUUCACCAACAGCACAAGCAAGAGUGCCUGAGAAAAGCUGGGGAGGCGUAUCGCAUGGGAAUGAAGUCUGUAGCAGCAUUUUAUGUUCAAAGGGGUCGCCUUCACGAGGAGAAGAUGAAAGAAGCCAACCGCGAUGCUGCCGUGCAAAUCUUUGAGAAAGUGAAUGCCCUGAAGCUUCCUGAAAACCUUUUGGACCUACAUGGUCUUCAUGUGGAUGAAGCAUUGGCUCACCUGGGUAGAGUAUUGCAGGAGAAAACAGAAGAAUGCAACCUGGCUGGUGGUAAGCCAUAUCUCUACGUGAUCACAGGAAAGGGAAACCAUAGCCAGGGAGGAGUUGCUCGCAUCAAACCAGCAGUUAUGAAAUACCUCACAAGCCACAAGUUCAGGUUCACAGAAAUAAAGCCAGGCUGCUUGAAAGUCAUGCUGAAGUAAAAGGAUGUCACCAAGAGGAUUGGAAAGGCUGCUAUAACUGACAUACAAACAACUUCAAAAUAUAAUGCCGUUCCUGUGCUACUUUUAAAUAACAAUAUUUUACUGGAAA
Molecule: messenger RNA, 5852 nt
Organism: Podarcis raffonei (Aeolian wall lizard)
Lineage: Eukaryota; Metazoa; Chordata; Lepidosauria; Squamata; Lacertidae
Gene: N4BP2
Product: NEDD4 binding protein 2
Exons: 19
Coding region: 488-5743 (1751 amino acids)
Molecular function (GO): ubiquitin binding
Source: RefSeq, a predicted model, not a curated record